Messenger RNA from Brassica napus (rape), 474 nucleotides. RefSeq names its product F-box protein At2g35280-like. The transcript has a single exon. The coding region runs from base 1 to 474 and encodes 157 amino acids. The record is from RefSeq and is a predicted model, not a curated record. Lineage: Eukaryota; Viridiplantae; Streptophyta; Magnoliopsida; Brassicales; Brassicaceae.
AUGACUUCCCAACUCAGAGCCUCCGCACGUCUCGCCAACAAGCCAAAACACAACUCCGUUUACUUGAAGAAACUCAAAAAUGCUUCUGAGUUUUCCAUCUCCGAUGUCAUUGCCUGUGUCUAUGCUCCUGACGUUUUUUUUGCACAAAAGACUUACAACACUAUCUUUAAAAAAUCCAGGAUACGCCACCUCACAAGGAGCCCUCUCCUUACACUUAGAUGCUAUACACAAGAGAUGGAAGCUUGCCUCAAAGCUGGCAAUGCUGAGGCACACUUUAUAGAGGAAGUGAAGCAAUACUUCGCAUUGGAUCAGCCUAAAAAAGGCCUUAAACAUCUAAAGUUCUCGGCCAAGAACAACCAUGAUUUAGGUACAUAUUUCUAUGCUAAUCUUCUAAUGAUCACAGGAGAACAUGAAGAAGGCAUGACAUUUAUGGACCUCUUCAAUUGGCGUACAAACAUGUUAUCAGUCGACUGA